Molecule: messenger RNA, 1236 nt
Organism: Aspergillus niger
Lineage: Eukaryota; Fungi; Ascomycota; Eurotiomycetes; Eurotiales; Aspergillaceae
Exons: 11
Coding region: 1-1236 (411 amino acids)
Source: RefSeq, a predicted model, not a curated record
AUGGACUCAGACAAGAGUCGCGUUAUGUUCGGACGCCUUCCUUUUGCGUGGCAAACCUUGCUGGGGGCGAGAACUGUUAGCGCCGUUGCUCUCGACACCCGAUCAUCGUUGCCUGGCUGGCCCCUGGUGCCUAAGUCUCUAGCUCUCUCCCAUGAAGCUAUGCAGAUAUUUCAUGCCUCCCGAUAUGCGUGGUCGUCUGCCUGUGGGCCCUUCGCCGAGGGUUCCUCCACGAUUUUUCCUCAAUAUGAGUGGCGUAACAUUCGGGUAAAUAGAGUCCAGACUAUCGCCUGCGGUCUAGCUAUUCUAUCGACGAACCCCAUCGAAAAGACGGAGCGGCAAGUCGAAUUUGCCUUCAGACCAUCUCUCCAGAACAUUCAUGGCUUGAAUCUCAGGCCCAUGCAUUUGUCGAAAGUGAAGUCACCUGAACUAGUAUCCAUUGUUGCACGUGUCUUUUCCAAAUGCAGUUGUCACACUACUACUGAUCCGGUGACCGCAAACCCUUGCACAAUGUCCACCAUAGCCUCAAUGCCAGCGGGACAUCGAGCGGCCGGUCCUCAUCUCACUGUUGUCGAGGUCCAAAUAUAUUUCGCUGUCAGAGAUCUGAGAAGACACAUCCGCUGUCACAUUUGCCUCGCUGGUGGUAGUAAUUGCCACUCCAACCCGAAACGUGAGUUCUGGGCUGAUGCUGAGCAUUCUAGCAAUCUUGAAUGCAGAUACCGAUAUGGCAUGUACAACAAGUGGGUAGACUUGAUAGAAUUCCUGAAUCUUCACCGUGAAAACGAUGGCCAAGUCGUGGUUUCUGGCAGUCAUGAUUAUGCAGUUGAAGACUGCAAAAAUAAAAUCUGCUUUAUUCCGGAUGAUGCUCUCAGUUGCUUCUGCGUCGCCUAUGUGAUUGUGAGAAUCAUAUUGUGUGAUGAUGGCCAUUCGGAGAUGCUAUCUUCAUAUUCACCUUCACUACUGCAGGUGAUUCCUACCGCGUCCGUUGAGCAUUCGGCGCUUGUAUUGAAGUUGUUGUCGCCGAGGAUGACAGUUGGUAAUAUCAUCCCUGCAUUUGCCGCAGCUGCGGCCGAGAAUUGGCGCCCUGUAAUGGGAUACAGCGUCCGGGUUUCGGCUGUGGAAGCCAUGGUCAGUGGAAGAGUGACUGAGAUCUCAAAAUGCGAUGCCAUAUUGGCAGUGGUCCUUGACAUAUCAACACCAAGCAUGGCGCUCGGUGCAUACGCCACGGAGGGCGAAUAG